Messenger RNA from Esox lucius (northern pike), 3553 nucleotides. Its product is annotated as palmitoyltransferase ZDHHC7. The coding region runs from base 471 to 1382 and encodes 303 amino acids. Gene Ontology annotation, molecular function: protein-cysteine S-palmitoyltransferase activity. Gene Ontology annotation, cellular component: endoplasmic reticulum; Golgi apparatus. The record is from RefSeq and is a predicted model, not a curated record. Lineage: Eukaryota; Metazoa; Chordata; Actinopteri; Esociformes; Esocidae. The transcript has 8 exons. Gene Ontology annotation, biological process: protein targeting to membrane; peptidyl-L-cysteine S-palmitoylation.
GAAGCCAUCUCCCUACAAGCCACAUGUUCUAGCUCCAUUUAAUUGGAAAUAAAGAUAAAAAAAUUAUAUCAAAAGCAAUCAAUGUUGCACUCACUGGAGAUAGAUCUCUUGCAACGCGAAUGCUAUCAGAAUACCCAAUUCCUGCCGGAGUAACCCGGGCCAGAUAAUCGAAUCACCUCAGUAUUACCACACCGGAAAUGCACCGUCGCAAACAUUUUUGAUAUAAUCUAAGCAGCUAUGGCUUACUUGCCAGUGGGGUAAUGUCAUGAAUAACAUCUCAGCCAUUUUUCUUUUGAAGGAAGCCUUAGCAGGGAAACCAAACGGUCUGAUGUAACCGCUGUUUCACUUUCAACUAUGUUGCGUGAAAAGCCAGGCCCUGGAUGCUCUCUUAAAUAGUUCUGAAGAUUGGACACAAUGACACUAUAAAAGACACCAACAAAAAUCGUCCCGCUUCCUUCCUGCAGGGCGGCAUGUCUUCAGGUCACCGGCUGCGAGACAUGGAGCAGCACCACCCCCUGCUGGACGGGGACGAGGCUGCGGCGGGAUCCGCGGGGGAGGUGGAGCGCCUCUGGUUUAUCCAGGACGGCUGCGGUAUGGUCUGUGCCUUCAUCACCUGGUUCCUGGUGCUCUAUGCCGACUUUGUGGUCACCUUCGUCAUGCUGCUGCCCUCCAAGAGCUUCUGGUAUGCUGUGGUCAAUGGAGUGGUCUUCAACUGCCUGGCUGUGCUGGCGCUGACCUCGCACCUGCGCACCAUGCUCACUGACCCGGGAGCAGUGCCCAAAGGCAACGCCACCAAGAAGUACAUGGAAAGCCUGAACCUGAAACCUGGAGAGGUCAUCUAUAAGUGUCCCAAGUGCUGCAGCAUUAAACCUGAAAGAGCCCACCACUGCAGUAUUUGUAAGCGCUGUAUCCGUAAGAUGGAUCACCACUGUCCCUGGGUGAACAACUGUGUUGGAGAGAACAACCAGCGCUUCUUUGUCCUCUUCACUAUGUACAUAGCGAUGAUCUCCACCCACGCUCUUGCCCUGAGCGGAUACCAGUUUGUUAGUUGUGUCAAGGUCCAGUGGAGUGAGUGCAGUGACUUCUCCCCACCGGUGACGGUGAUGCUGAUGAUCUUCCUCUGCCUGGAGGGCCUCCUCUUCCUCACCUUCACUGCCGUCAUGUUUGGUACCCAGGUCCACUCGAUCUGCAAUGACCAGACUGAAAUAGAGCGUCUGAAGAACGAGAAACCUACAUGGGAGAGGCAGGUCCGCUGGGAGGGCAUGAGGAGUGUGUUUGGGGGCCAGCCAUCACUAGUGUGGAUCAACCCAUUUGCAGGGCUUAGAUUGCGCCGGCUACUCACCACUCGAACCAGGAAAGCCGGCACAGAGUUCUCGGUCUGACCUUUCAACUUAUCAGCUGCUUCAUGGUGUACCGUUCCGGACAGUCUUUGGAACAUGUAUCUGGAACAGUCUUUGACUAUACGGAAGGGACGCUCCAGACAAGGAAUGCUAAUUUUUGUUUUCGGUUGCAAACAAUUUCCACUGUGUGCCCUUCUGAACAGGGCCCAGCUAGCACGAACACUCACGUCCUCUAACAGCCGGCACAGUAGUGCUUCUUAACAUCACAGUUGACACCAAGAAGUAAUCAAUGUUUUGAUAGACCAAUUAGAACAUGUUUAAAAUUCUGUUUGAGUUACCUCUGGUUGUGUUCUGUCUCUGCUCAUACUGGUGGUAUGCGAGUGAGUAAAGCCUAACCAUUACGUACAUACAACGCAUAGAACACUAACUAUGCAAAAUUGUCACUUUGUAUAUUUGUGUUGAAUUACAAAUUGGUGGGCUGCGCUUAUCUGUAUAUUUUUGCUACACAACUAUGCGAGAUAACAAUUUUGCACAGCUAAUUGUUGGCUAGUCCUUAAAUCUAUGUGUAGGGUUUACUUGAGUGGCCCUCUAGCAGUAGCUUGCUGACUGGCUAACAACAGCUCUCACUGUGUAGUCAAAUGUGUUGCAUUAGUAAGGCCAACCCUGUCUCAUAGACUAGACGUUGAAUAGGAUGCUUCCAUUUUUGACAAUCCAAUUCGCAUGAUAUGUUGCGUUUAGUAUGGCCACUGGGUGAAGGGGUGAGCAGUUUCAGGGUAGGUGGAUGUUUAGGUGGUAAAGCCGCAGGAUCCAGCUGGUGUGUAUUUUAAUCUGUUUAGAGAAAAGCACUACGUAAACACUUCGAAUGGUUGUUGUUUUUCCAGGCUAAUAUGUGCUGUGCGCAAUCAAACCUGGGGACGAAGUUGACGUUAACCAUAACCAUUAGGAAUGAAUACCAAACAUUUUUGUUAAUUUUCAACAUACCGUUGUGGCAUAUAGAUUUUUGCAAGUUUUUCCACAAUCAUAUCUGUUUUGGAAAAGUUAAACAUAAAAGUUUAACUAAUUGUUAACAUGUUACGUCACCUAAUGUAACAUCAUACCCAAAGGUGCGUCCCAGAUAUACGUACAGUAUACUAUGUAACGACUACCCCCGAGGCCAGCUAGCUGUACCUCUGGAACAACAAUGUGCUAGAUGUGGUGUUGAGCACUGUCUGUAUCAUACUUUUUUAUGAAUAUAUUUCUGGUGCAUCAUGUUUGUUUUGCAUAUGUCUGUAAAAAUUAUCUGAAUUGCAUUUUCUGAUACUUCAAAAAGGUGUUAGAGGAGUUUAAAAUAUGAAUAAUUAAUGGAUGCCAGCAAGAUGGUAGAGAUUCUAAGAUCAGCAGUUUGGAUUCUGCAUGCAGCAAUCACAUUAACUUUUGGUAAUGUAUCUGACACUUUUACUGUUAAGUGGACAAAUGAAAACCAUAGGAACCAUUUUAUUUAAGCAAAGGUUAGCAUUAACUGUUUGUUUGUACUAUACUUUGGACUAAAACAAUCCUUUUAAAAAUUAUGCUGUGAUAUAAAACGAAUCAUCGAUGAACAAAGUAGAGAAACAUUAGGCUGAUUUCUGUAAAAACUUAGACCAUUGAACCGUGUGGCAAAUCUGUCUAGGCUGUUGUCCAGUUGUAGCUACCCAGUGUAGCAGCGGAAGCAUACAUCGGCAGAUAUAUCUUGCAUCACGCUCAUCUCAGUGUAUGUGGUGUUGCUCUUAUCCUGACUUGACUCCACCUUUAUAAGAUGGUUAGUUGUGUCCAAUGGAUUAUAUUCCUUCAGAAGAGUCAAUGAAAAAUGGUUUCAUAUGGUUUUCACCAAUACACACAACUGUGAACAACCUUCUGAGCUGUGGAAAAUAUACAUAUGUGCAUGUGCUGCUUUCAAAAGUAUCCCAUUCUUUAGUCUCCUCAUGUAGACAAGACUUCAUAUCCCACUGAUUGUAAGAUGUAUGAUUUCAAAAGUGAUAAACCAUGAUCUUUUUCUUAUGUUUUUGUUUCACAUGGACAUGGUUUGGGGACAUAUCAACUGGAUAAAGCAGUGUUGGGACUGAGCUGUUUUUAAAUAUUCUGCGCUGAGGUUUGACAGUAUUUUAUUGUUAUGUUCCUCUGUUUCAAAACCUUUCAUGCUUUUUUUGCAAACAUUUGCUGGACUCCCAUUAAAUGGACUUCAUUUCUACCUCUAA